This is a messenger RNA of Didymodactylos carnosus, 747 nucleotides long. NCBI's taxonomy places the organism in Eukaryota, Metazoa, Rotifera, Eurotatoria, Philodinida, Philodinidae. The record is from the annotation of a GenBank genome assembly.
AUGAAUGCGUGCGAUGUAAUGGGGUCAAGAGCUUGUGGUGAAAAACCGGGAAAAGAAUUAAAAGAAGAUGAUCCAACAAAAUAUUGUUUAGCAUCUAAAGUUUAUUAUGAGUGUAUACAUAAGAAAUAUCGAGGAUGUGAAGAUAAAGAAAAAUAUGAAAAUGCCAUGGAAUCAAUGUUAAAAGGUAUAAAACGACGAGUAUCCGAACUACAAACAUUCUGUGAUAGUAAAAUCGAAGAUUUCACAGUAAAUAUUGUAUGGGAAGAAAAAAAACCGGUACCUGAUCAAGAUUCCGUACGUGGUAAUCAUCAAACAGUCGUCAAUAAUCCCACGAAUGUUGGUGUGGGAUCGAGUGUGUCAACUGGACAAAAAAAUGAUUAUUGUUCAAUAAGUGCCGUUAAUCAAUUUUGUGAACCAAUGAGGGUUGUUCGAUUUGUCAAUAAUUGGAAUAGUUUAAUAAAACGACAAUGGUGUAAUCAAGGACAAGUAUUUUAUCGAUGUAUCAAAAGUCGUGUUGAAACAUGUAACGAUCAUGAUAUACGAAAACAUUUUGAAAAUAUUGAACAUUACUUACAGUCACAAAUAAAUGCUAAUUGUCCGGGUGGGACUGAAGGAUGUCAAAAAUCAAAUGAUGUGAGAUGCAAAAUUGGUACAUUUCAAUCAAAUCGAACGACGAGUACGAGUUAUUCCUUAUCAAAUAUUAUUCUCAUACUGUUUUUAGUACUGACUUAUUUCUAUGAAGUAUGA